GUCGCCAUAGAAGUGAGUCGACACUUUGGAUUGUAAGAAAAUUUUCUUUUUAUCUUAGUCCUUAAACCACUGAAAAAAAAAUUCAAGGUGCCGUAACAAGUAUGCCUCUCCCGUUAUUGUUCGCAAUGAAGUUUUUGGCAAUUGCGUUUUUACCGACGCCAUCCGACGGUUCAGCAGACCCUUGCGAUUCCUACAGCACAUUGAAUGACCCUUAUCGAAGCACUGGAUAUGUUGCAACGCCUGGUAAAGAUCCAAUGAUUUGCGACAAUCAACUCUCUACUGGAUGGUAUCGUUUUACAAAUUCGGUUGGUGGAAAAAUGCCCGAGACCAAGAUUUCCAAAUAUCAGUGUGGGACGUAUGCUCCAAUUUGGAUGAUGCCCCCUCAUCCGGCCACAGCAGAUGGCGUCGUUGAUCGAACAGCUUGCGUAAACUUCAAUGAAAUGAAUUCUGGCUGCUUACAGCUUGCUAUUAAAGUGAAAAACUGCAAUAACUCAUAUUUUGUUUACCAUCUUACGGCAACUUUUGGCUGCCCAAUGGCAUUUUGCGCAGGGACAGCAAAACCAUGCCCAAGAGGUCAAACGGGUCUGUUUCCAAACUGCACAGUUUGGAUAAAAAAGGAUUUUCCAUUUGCUGAAAUACCUGUUCCAAACAUCAGCUACGUCGCACUACAGAGUGGUGAAUUCACUGACGAAAAACCAAAACUCAACUGUUCUUUUAACUUCUCAACUCGGAAAAACGUUUCCUUUUACAUUCAGUGGUUUAUUAGCGGCGAAGUUGUCUUAAAUGAGACAAUUUGUGAGAGUCCUGAGGACUCCUGCAACCUCAGGUAUUCUCUCCUGUUUCAAUCGAAGUACAGCCUUGGAGAUACGCUUCGAUGCGACUUAUGGGCGAAGUACAACACCCAUCCUGACAACAUUUGGACUAAUCCGGUAUCAAGCCAAUUGUUUUUUGCUGGAAUUGAAAUCGAGCCAGCCGAGUUGAGUGUCACGCAGUGUGACGUGGGGAACGUCCUCCACAGAAUACAGCUAAAACCGAAUCUCCCUAUUCGCCAAGGCAGUAUUAAAGUGAAAUUUGGUACGAAAGAUUUCUUCCAAGACGUGUUAAUGAAUACCUGUGAACUAACCUUGGUACUUGGUGACGAACAACAAUGGCAUAACAUAUCAGUUCAAGUGGCGUGUGACAACACAAACGAACCAUUGGCGCCGUCUGCCUUCACGUUCACGGUGGCUGAUACCGUAUCAGUAUUAAACGCUUUCUGGCUCAAAUACGAACUCCCAUCGGUCCUGAUCACCAAGGUAGAGAAUCCUGUUAAGAUCUGUUGGGCUACAGGGGACCCGCAUUAUUACACUUUUGAUAAGAGGUAUUAUGAUUUUUACCGGCCCGGAGACUUCGUUCUGUAUCAAAGCAAAUAUCGUAAUUUUGAGGUUCACACAAGACUUUGGCAUUGCGGGCGAACUGUAACUUGCAACUGUGGUGUAGCUAUCCGGGAACUCCGUGACGUCAUUGUGCUUAGCUCCUGCACAGAGGACUUACAGUAUAAUUAUGGGAUGCCAAUGAAAGUAGAGAUAACAAGUCCAGGUCGACUGAUGAGAGGUACCAAGAUCCUCGUGGGGCAACGUGGGGGAUAUACCGAAUAUGUGGUCCGCCUUCCCUCUGGUACUGUGGUGAGAAUAAAGCGAUAUUCCUGGGGAAAUAAUGUAGAGAUGGAAGCACCUCAAUUCGACGAAGGCAAAACCCUGGGCAUGUGCGGAAACUUCGACGGUGAUCCAAACAACGAUUUUGAACAAGGUGGAGACAAGCAAUCCUAUGGAGACGCUGACUCCUUCGGCGAGAGCUGGAGGGUGAAUAAAUCAACAAGUCUAUUCAAUGUGGUGCCCCCUUGCAAUGACGCCAUGUGUGAUAGCACAGAGUCGCAGCUGAAUAUGGACCGUUGUACUUGUCAAAAAAACAGUCUCGGUGACGACAUAAACGUUAACUGCAGUCUAGAAAUAAUGAGUUUUAAUGGUUUACCAGGUUCGGAAUAUGAGGACAGGACAAAUGCGGCUGAGGAUGCAGCUCGAAAAAAAAGAGAUCUUGCUUACAGCGAUGACAUCAUAUACCUGUACGACAACGAGAAAUCAAGUCCCAGCGUGUUUAGAAAACGCGAAAAACGUGCCAUUCACACUGACCUCUCAUUGGAAAAUGCAACUGAAUAUUGUAGAAAAAGAGUUUUGGAAACUACUGCGGCUAAAAUUUGCGUCGAACUCACUGGAGUCAAUGCAAGUAGUGCCAUCGAGGCUUGUGCGGCAGAUUUACAUUUGACUGGCGAUUUUGAAUGGGUGGAGUCUGCCUUCGAAAGUCUGAAAUCAAGUUGUGCAUUCGAAGCCGUAUCAAAUUUUUCUGCCUAUGAAAAAGACGAAGAAGGAAAUUUCGUCCCACCAAUGAAAAUAGCCCAGAAUUUAUGCCCAGGAAAUUGCAACUCCAAUGGUAACUGCAUUAAUGGGACCUGCGUUUGUAACGAAGGGUUUAUAUCUGCCGACUGUUCACUAAGAUUUGAUGAGAUUCCUCGACUGUUCAGGUACGAAAAAUCAUUACCUCAACUUUGUUCUACAGCUGACGAUGCCUUUGAUGUUCGCGAGUCUAUCAGGUAACAUUAAAGUGAAAUCGGUACUUUAGCAGAAGCAAAGAUGUGAAUAGAGGCAUAACUACGAGCAAAAUAAGUCGAGAAAGCUUCAGUUAUUUGAGUUAUUUUACACAUCGUUUUCCGCCCCCUUAAGAGCGGCCGUCCGUAAAUAUCGCCCGGAGGUGUGCGAU
Molecule: messenger RNA, 2793 nt
Organism: Stylophora pistillata
Lineage: Eukaryota; Metazoa; Cnidaria; Anthozoa; Scleractinia; Pocilloporidae
Product: von Willebrand factor D and EGF domain-containing protein-like
Source: RefSeq, a predicted model, not a curated record